Suricata suricatta (meerkat) is the source of this 8893-nucleotide messenger RNA. RefSeq names its product chromobox 5 (gene CBX5). The record is from RefSeq and is a predicted model, not a curated record. Gene Ontology annotation, biological process: chromatin organization; negative regulation of transcription by RNA polymerase II. Bases 178 to 753 code for a protein of 191 amino acids. Gene Ontology annotation, molecular function: chromatin binding. NCBI's taxonomy places the organism in Eukaryota, Metazoa, Chordata, Mammalia, Carnivora, Herpestidae. Gene Ontology annotation, cellular component: pericentric heterochromatin; nucleus. The transcript is spliced from 5 exons.
GCAGGCGCAGGGAAGGAUCCGUUUUGGCGGGCGGUUGGCGUUGCGCAGAAGGCGGCGGCGGCGGUGUCUUGUGGUCCUGCUUCACCACAGAGGAACAGGGAAGACGUUUGCGUGAGUGAUCGGUCUCGAUUCCGGGAACCCGGUGGCCUUAGUCCUUCAGGUGGAACAGCUUGCGACAUGGGAAAGAAAACCAAGCGGACAGCUGACAGUUCUUCUUCAGAGGAUGAGGAGGAGUAUGUCGUGGAGAAGGUGCUAGACAGACGUGUAGUUAAGGGGCAAGUGGAAUAUCUACUGAAGUGGAAAGGCUUUUCUGAGGAGCACAAUACUUGGGAACCAGAGAAAAAUUUGGAUUGCCCUGAGUUAAUUUCUGAGUUUAUGAAAAAGUAUAAGAAGAUGAAGGAGGGUGAAAAUAACAAACCCCGGGAGAAGUCAGAAAGUAACAAGAGGAAAUCCAAUUUCUCGAGCAAUGCUGAUGACAUCAAAUCCAAAAAAAAGAGAGAGCAGAGCAAUGAUAUCGCUCGGGGGUUUGAGAGAGGACUGGAACCAGAAAAGAUCAUUGGGGCGACAGAUUCCUGUGGCGAUUUAAUGUUCCUAAUGAAAUGGAAAGACACAGAUGAAGCAGACCUGGUUCUUGCAAAAGAAGCUAAUGUAAAAUGUCCACAGAUUGUGAUAGCAUUUUAUGAAGAGAGACUGACGUGGCAUGCCUAUCCUGAGGAUGCGGAAAACAAAGAGAAGGAAACAGCAAAGAGCUAAAGGAGGGGGUGGUGUCUGUCAUUUCUCUUUGUAUAUAAUACAUUCACCUCCCUGCCUCCUUUCCCUUCUGCCCACCCUGUUCUAUCCUAAACACAUCCAUAAAAAAUGUGCUUAUCACUGUGCUCCACAGGAGAAAUGUUGGUAUCGGUUCUCUUGUAACAUAACUGAUGGUCUGAUUCAUGAUAAGUGUCUCUCUGUGAAGACCAGGCAUUUACAUACUGUGUGUAAUUCCCACAAUUUUUUCCUUUGCCCUGAUCUCUUCCUUCUGCUCCCCUGUGACCUCAAGAUGAGUUUUAACUUUUUAAUCAUCUUAGAGCCUUGAUCUUUUCAGGGUUGGUUGCUUUUUAGAUUGGGGGAUUUUGUUAUAAUGAUGAUGAAUUUUCGUUUCUUAUAUUGGUUCUUAGAACAUGUUGAUAACCAGCUAGUUUUUGUUUUGAGAUGUUGGGAUGGAAAAGAUGUUCCCAUCUUUUUAAAAAAGCCAAUAGCAACUGCCUACCUGUUGGGGCUUUCCCAACCUCAUUCAGCUCUACCCAGUAGAUUACAGGGUUCCUAGUGUGGCCUUCUGGGCCACCCUCUGUUGUUCAUCCCCACUCAUCCUCCCAGAAUAGCUCCAGCCUUUGGAGGACUUGAAAUUUUACAGUCAAAUUUGCCAAGGCACUCUUAGCUCCAGGAUUUUGGGCCUUGUUUCUUAGCAAUCCUUGAUUCUGCUUCUGUAAGUUGGUGUAGUCUGUCAUAAAAUGACAAGAUUAUUAACUGUGGAGAGUUUUAACUAUUAGUACAUGAGGAUGAUGGGGUAGGAUACAGUUGUCUUUAUUAUCACAUAUGGUAUAUAUGUAUUAUUUCCUUCCAUGCCUCACAUUUGGACUAUAUAUUUAUGUAGGUGUGAGUGACUGCCUGGUGCUUGCUUGUGCCAAGGUGCUAGGCACCCUCCAGCCCUGCCAACUUUUGUGGCCUCCCAAAGCAUUCCUGUUACCAAAGAGGCUUCAGACCUGACCCUCACUUAUCUGUGGACCCAAGUUUUCCCUCCGUGCCAUUAUUUUCAGUGGGGAAUUCUUGGAGGGGAGCCAUUGGCCACAACAUCAAAUUUUAAAUAUUCAUAGUGUUUAUAGUCCUAAAUUUCCUGCUUUGUUGACUCCUGGAUUUGCCACCAAGAGUCCCCAGAGUAUUACAGUACUCUUCCCUUUUUCCACCCUCAAACUCUUUGUUGUAUCUUAUUUUUAAAAAUGCAUUUCUGUUGAAGACUAUCACCUCAGAGUGACCGGCCCUGGCAUUAGUAUGCUGACACAACCUUCUGUCCCUACUCAGCUAAAUAUUUCCCUUUCGGCUUGCUCCUGCUUUGCCAUUAUAUUAUUACCAUAUCCUUCUGCCUUUGUGCCCCCAAGAAAUGCCCUAACUUCUCUUUAACCAUUUUCAUUCAGUUGAGGGAGGGAGCGCUAGAGAAUCAAGACUAAAAGUAAGGAAAUAGCAGGGUUAUGAGCAUCUGUUUCCCAGUCCAAAGCUGAGGAAUUAAGAAUAAAUGUUUGAAAUAGCCUUAACUCUAGAGUUCACCAGCCAUUGAGGUUGUUUUUAUUGUUGCUUUUGAUUUUUAAAACACAUAGCUGUCUGGCCAGGAGCAUUCAGCCAUUUCUAGAUUAUUCAGAGUAAUCGGGGGAAUGGAUAGAUUGCUCCAGUCCACAGAUGAGCUGAAUAAUAUGCAAAUCAUAUACCCAUUCAUAGCAUUUGUUAUCGUUGCUUUCCUGCUCAGCUGCUGAUUGAAUUCUGUGUGCUUGUAUAAAUUAUGUCAAAAAUUAUACUGCACAGUUGAGAAGACAGCUGUUGCUGCAGUGACAUGACAGACUGGAACAAUGAAGCUUUUGGUUUAAGUCAUCCAGGAAAAUCCUUCUGAAUGGUAAUGUGAUUGGGUGAGAAUUUUUAACCCAUAGCUCAAAUGGGUAGGAGUUUUUAGUUCCAUCUUUCUUUACUCUGAAAGAAUUCAAAGUCUAGAUCAAGUGCUAGAUAAUUGGUUAGUGCUGAAUCUGAUUGACAUCUAAAAGAAAGAAAGGAUGGUCAGGAAACAGAUUUGUCCAAGUAGCCAAGGAUAUCAAUUAGAGUAGACACGAAUAAGACAGAAGUAGGCCAGAGCCCCUCAGGAGGUGAUCUGGGUCUGUUGAUUUGCACGGUGGAGAAAAUGACAGCUUAUCCAUGUAGCCAGUGUGUGUCUCCCAGGAGCAGUGGGCCUGUGAAUUACAGUGACUGUGUUUUUAAGACCAAGAUCUAGCAUGUGGACAAAACACCAUGGAAUUAUUUUGUGCAGAGAUUGGCCCUGAGACCUGGAGCAUGUGGUUGCCGUGGUUAUAGGUAAUAUGUAAGACAUUCAUCAAAAUCUGAUUUUCUUUUAACAAAGGAAGUAUCAUCUACAACUCAUCAGCCCUUUAAAACCUUACUCUUCACUCCAUCUUUUCUGUUCACUGUUUAUUGAAUCAUGGUCUUGUACUGAGUGCUGCCAGAAUGAUUUUUGUUUUUUCCCUUGUCUACCCACAGCUGCUUCUAGAGGAAUGUAGGGAGCCAGGGGCCCAGUACUGAUUUCAGCCCUCAGCAGAAAGGAACCCAGAUGCCUGCCUGUGCCCCCCGGCAUUUGUUUGUGUUGAGUAGCUGUGCUGGCCCUUGCAGAAUUGCAGCCUCAAAGGGAAACCUGUUUUCGUGGGGCUUUCUCCUCAGAAGAGUUAGGAGCCAUGGGCUAAGCACUUCUAAACAUCUAGGUCUCAGGUACUCGAAGUAUAUUUUUCUGGUGUUUAGUCUUUUUUUCCAAGACAUCUUUCUAAUGCUGUAUUUCUUCUAGUAAUCCACAUUAAAGGACCUCCCUUUCCCCAGAACAGAGUCUUGCCUACCCAGCAGAGUUGGCCAACCAAGGUCAGGGUAGCUGCUUUUCUGAGCCCUGCUCUGGGCCAAUGCCCUCAUGUCAGGAUUAGCUGUUAGGAACAUGGCCCUGAUGGAAGCACCCAUUUUUAACCUGGAGAGAGCCAUAUCGUUUUUCCUCUGCAGUUUUCAUCUGCUCAAGGGAGCCUUUGAGCCUGUGGUGUACCUUAAUGCUCACAAGUCUAGGUGGUCCUUGGCUGUCCCACAGCUGUAUGUGUGAACUGCUUUUUUUUGGUGAUGAAAGAUUAGUCCUGUUUCCAUAGCUUGGGCAGUUAGGUUCUUCUUAACUCUUUUCAUUCCCGUUCUGUAGCUUGCCUCCUGCAGUCCAUUUUCCGUCUGUUCAGGUCAGAUCCUAGGGUUUGGGGGAAGGUGCUUGGGAUUUUCAUCUUGUUGAUUCUGGUAGAUCAGCAUUUAGUCCAGCUCACCUAAAGUACAGUCAGGGGUCAGAGGGAUCUAUCUUGUGUUUGGGCUGAGGAGCAAUUGUUUUUGCCCUUAGGGUUUGACUUCGAGGGCCUAAAAUACUGCUUUGCAGUGACAGGAGAACUCCAGGAAGGGUUAGGUUUGAAAUGUGGAAGUUGUUUCUCACAAAUGAGGUCAAAGGAAAAGCUCAUUUUGCACCAUCCUUUUAGAGUUUUAGAGUAAAAAUGACACUGUUGUGAUCCAUACCUUUGCAGUCGAACCGCCAGCUAAGCGUUCCUGUGGCAAGGUGGAGAGAGGGAGGGCCUGGAUCCAGUGUAUAUUAGUUUCAUGCUGGCUUUAUCACUGAUCAUAAAAGUUAGAUUUCCAAAGCCAGAGAUAUUACCAGCCUUGCAUCCAAGAGUGUAUGCUCAGAAAUCAGUGUCCCCACCCAAUUAAUAGUGGAUUUGUUCUGAACUGUCCGUAUUCCAGCCACUGUAGUGUACAUCAACAUCCUUUUUAUUCAGCAAGCAUAUUUUUGGCCUUGAGGGUACAAAGUUCAAGAAGAUGUGGUCUCUGGCCUUAAAGAACCUUGAUGCUGAUGUGGGAUGAAUUGACUUGAAUAGUUCAGUGUAAUAAAUACGGGGACACAUUUCUGAUUUGGAGGCAGUAGGAGGGUGACAGUUGAUUCAUACGUGGAAAAGACCUGUGACCUUUGAUGAUCUGAGCUAACUGGCCGUAGACGGACUACAACAAGGACUUGUUUUAUUCCAGAAAAUAAGGAUAACUGAAAGUUGGUUAGAAAUGCUGUUGCUGAGAGAGAAAACAGGUGAAUGGGGAUUGAGAGCCCCUCAUUUUGAUCCCUGUUUUAGGCUCUUUGCCAAAGUAUUUAAUGGUCUAGUGAACCCUAGUUUGUGGAAAGUGAAUUAUCUAUGUUGCAGAUCCAUUUCGGUGUUGGUGACAUCGUUGUGGGUUCUAGAACAUUUAUUCCCAUCAGAGUUGCUCACACCUUUUUCAUUUUCUCCUCCCUUUUUCAAAAAAUGAAUGUGAGAUUGGCUUUAACCCCAAAACAAGGACAUACUUUUCAGUGACCAGAGAUUUGCCACAGAGAAGGCUUGGGGCACAUCUUUAACAUGUGAGCAUCUAUUCUGUGCAGUGUAGUUUUAUUGAACACUGCGAGGUCAUGGUUUCUAAGCAGACUUGGGUCCAUUAUGUGGACACCUGUCCUGGAAAUACACAUACCCUGAAGUUUCAGAUACACUUAGUCUGGGGAAGUCAAGGGUGAGGCCUAGCCCUGUUAACCAGUUUGACCAUAAGAAAGUUCUCAGAAAAAGAGACUUUGCUGCCUGGAUAUCUGAGAGUUGACUAACUUUGGUAUCAGAAUUCCCAGGAAUGAAGAAGAACUGUUCUAGAAAAUUACAAUGUGAAGGUUCUUUGGAUAGCUUCAUAAAGACAAUUCUAAUUUCUUCGUGCUUGUGCUGGAUUUCUUGAAUUUUAAACUACCUCAUCUUGUCUUUUUAGAGUGACUUCAACUUGCCAUCGCCACUCUAACAUCAUGCUUGACUUUGGUGGUUUUCUAACAUGGUGUUUUUUCUAUGCCUUGAUUGCGUGUUCUCUUGCCUUUUCAUCCUGAUCCUCAUUUCGUCAUCUCAUAUCAUUCUGUCAGAGAAAUGUUUUAAAAUGGUUUAAAGUCUUGGUUUAUGGGACGUGAUCCUCCACUGCUGUUUGUCUCUGGGAUCAGUAAGAAAGUAAAGCACGGUGGUGGGGGGAGGGGAUGGAACCUGCACUGGCGGCAGCUGAGGAGGGAAGAGCCAUUAAUUAAGACAAUUUCAAAGUCAACUGAUUGUGAUCAUUAAUGUCACAAUAGAUCAAAACCUAAUUAUCACAGCCUAGGUAAGAGCCAUCAGUAUUAAUCGGAAAAUCUAAUAGGAAACUAUUAUCAAGAAAUUAGGCUAAAUUGAAUGCAAUGAACUUUUUAUCUUGCCAGUCUGUGUGUGCGCGCGCACGUGUGUGUAAGAGAACGAGCUAUCUGUCCCCUGGCCUUGACAAGUGUGACCUCACAGUUGAUACAGGUGCCGGUUCAUCACACAUUUUGAGGGUUCCCUACAGACUGAACCUGAACUGUCAUUGUCAUUUUUAAUCAGUCUCAAAUAUUACCAUCACCUCGGCUUGUCCAGUGUUGAUCAUUAAUCCAUGAAAAAGGAUGUAUAUUUAGAUCUUGGAAUGGUCGGUCCUUCCUGGCUCUAGAGUAACCCUGGUGGACAUUAUACUGUGUGUGUUGGCAAAGCAUUCUUUGAGCUUCUGAUGUAUGUUAGAGUCCAGCUGCUCUGGCUGUUGUGAGGAAAAGAGGGACUUCCUGCCUGGAGAUUCUUCAAGGAGACCUGAGAAGAUAGAAUUUAAUCGUGUCAUAGCACUUUUAAGGCUCAAGUCAGUGUUUUGCAGUUUCCAGUAGCUUUAGGAUUUGAGUCUAAGCUAGGGCUGACUGUGGAUUUAGUUUUUCUCCCCUAGUUGUAGGACAGAGUCCAGUCAUAAGUCCAAAGGGAGAGAGGGGGAGUGUUUUUCCUUUUACCUUUCUCUUGUCAAAAAGUUACUUCAAGAAUAUUACAAGAGUCUUAUCAGUAGUUCUAGAGAACACUUCAUCCCCCUCCUUGAAUGGAAAACUAGGGAGUCGCCAUUCAUAUCCUUAAUUUCGAGAGACAUUCAUGAAGAUACUGUAACUCCUGAAGUUGGGCAGGGACAGAAAGUUGGAAAGAUGCGGCCUUGUGGGCAUUGAGGGGGAAGGACAAGUGGCCGCGGAAGGAUCGCCGCCCCCUGGCUCCGCCUGUAGGGACUGCUGUUGCUGCGGGCACUGCUGUUGCUAGUUUGGUGCCCCCCGCCCCCGCACCCAACCUCGCAACUCCAGGCAUGACCAAGAUCACCACUGGGGACAAGGUUCUUGCUUAAAUGAAGUUCUGUUCUUGAAUUUCAGGAUUUAGGAGUAGGGUUCUCACACAGCUCUGGGAAAUCAGCGUGACUUAGUCCUUCACCUCUUAUGAUAAAGUGAAUAUUUCUUUACAAAAGAAUUCAUGCCCUUAAUGCUUGAAAUGUAAUUUUAUUUGCAAACUACCCAUUAACACAUGACUUUUAGAAGCAGAUGGUGUCUCCAAGCUUCCUUGCAUUAUGCCAGAUAAAUAAUAGGCCCUCUGCUAAUACUUGCGGGUUGAUGGAGAUCAUCUAGUUUGUGGUGUAAGGUGUACCUGCUGACUUCUUUUGCUCACAAGUGUGCCCUAAGAUGUAAAAUGCCCUGGAGAGUGGAACAAGAACUGAGUGGAUGCUGACUAUGUGUGCCAACCUCCUCAACUGAUUCAUAAUGGCUGACCUUGGGCAAGUCACUCCUUUCAAUGCCUCAGUUCCCCAUCUGUCAAAUGGGGUUAAUGAUACUGACCUACCUCACAGGGGUGUUGUGAGGCAUUGUAAAUCAAAGUUGGUAGAGUACCUUAGGGUCCUCGAUGGAGGAUGCCUUGAGCCGAAGUCUGAAGUCUAGGCCUGACACAGGCUCUAGUCCUCACUGAGCUGUCCCAAGGUUGGAACUACUAAUGACCUCGGCAAGUUCUCUGCCCCCCCACCCCUCAUCAAAGCUGCUAGUUCAGAUGUUGACAGUGUUUUUGUGAAUGUUGGAGUCUUAAUAGUCCAGACUUAGGAUGUUAUGGGGGAAGGCACUUAGUAUUUUCUAUGUCUUGCAUCCACAAAGAGGCUGUUUCAGACCCAAGAGCAUUGGAUUAGGGAAGCAUGAGGCAGGGACACUAUUGCUUGUUUCUCUCUGCAGGUUGGGUAUUAAGGUCUUGCUCCCCAUGGGAUUGGAGCAGACUCCAGCUGUCUCAGGAGCAAAGGGAACAGAGUGGGCUGAAUUCAUAGUGUUUUUAUCGCCCCCUGAAUUGAAUCACUGCACCCCUUGCCUCCCCAUAGGAACCAGCUGGUUCAAAAAACACAACCACUUUCUCCAUCCCCUACCGAAAAAGAGCCACUUUGGGAAAUUUUUUUCUAGAGAUAACAUUUAACACUCAGAAUUAGGCAGUGACACUCCGUAAAGCUUCAUCCAACUUAACUCUUUUUGUCAUCUUUUUCUCAGUGUCCACAGCCUGAAUCUGACCUUGACCUUUUUUUCCUCCGGUUUGGGAAAACUUUGGACACUAUUUCUAUUUGCCCAGAUGUGGGCUCAGCCAGCUCCUAUUCCCAACAGGGCUCUUUUUCCUUUCCCUCUCCUUGGCCCUAGACGUGUAACCCAUGGAAAAGCACAAGGUCCUGGCCCCUUGCUGCAGUCACAUUCCGGUUCUCCACUCUCUGUGGACUCUGUUCACCGAGCGCUGGCGGCACCAGGUGGUUCUGUGGAGUUCUGGAGGACGGAGAGUGCAGACUGGCCUCCUGCAAGUCGUCAGGAGCUGACUCACCCGUGGCCCAGCAGCCCCUGCCCUUUCCCACAGGAUGGGAUCUGAGAGACUCGAGGCUGGGCUUCUGUCCACACUCUGUCCCAUCCUGAGUAGCAAAACACAUCACACUUGGUAGUGGAUUUCUAAACAGAAAAAUGGGAAAUUGAAUUCUCUAUGGAUCUUUUUGGUUUGUGGGGGAGUUUUGGUUGUGUUUCUUGGUUUUAGUUCAGCCAAACAUGUCUGCUUUUCAUUUUUUUUAUUUUUUUAGGAUAAGUGGUAUAUAUAUAUGUUCGCCUUUUAAAUGUAAAUGUUUAAAAGUAGGCAAUUUAUGUGUUUCCACAACUGACAUUGAUGCAGACCUCAUUCUCUCCCCCUCUUCCACCCUCUUUUCCCCUUUUCAUACUCUUGUAUUGGUUCUAAUAAAUGGUUGCUUUUCAAAUAUG